AACCCGGGAUAUCCCGUGGACGGAAAAAAAACCUGUCGAGCGGAAUAAUAAAUCCUAUCGAUGCUGUCAUACUGAUUGCUAUGAGUCACAUCCACUAUUCUCCGCUCGACACGUUUCUAUCCCGCUGGGGAAAGGAAGGUUCAUGGCGCGGCUGGUCAACCAUGAAAACCUUCCCCAUCAACCAGCACAAGCAUAUCCCACAGCCUCAACGUGUUGCUGGUACCACGUCACUAUGCCUUGCUGUCAAAUACUAACAUCCGCUUUGGUUCUUACAUACCCCACGUCAGGCUGAGACAUGUCUCGGUCGUUCCUGUCUGUACAUCAGACUAUCGUAUGCCCUUGCAUGUCCUCGAGGGAGUUCACCCGCCUUGUGGAUGCCGUGUAGUUAAGGCCGCAAGAGG
Molecule: messenger RNA, 401 nt
Organism: Aspergillus welwitschiae
Lineage: Eukaryota; Fungi; Ascomycota; Eurotiomycetes; Eurotiales; Aspergillaceae
Exons: 1
Coding region: 81-254 (57 amino acids)
Source: RefSeq, a predicted model, not a curated record